GAAGGAGUGAAGUCCGUUUGGUUCCCGAGCGAACAGCCAGCGGAGUGAUUGUGUUCUGUUUCCUCUCGAAUAAGAUUCGUGGUGCUUCUGGAAGGAUGUACUUCAUGUCUGAGACACCCGGAUCAGAAGAAGAAUGAGCGAUUCAUAACAAUGAUGCCCGUGUUUGUGAGGUUAGUUAGCCAGGAUGAAUUGAACCUGACUGUUGUGCAGGGAACUGUGGAAUUAGAGAAGUGAUCUGUGCUCGAGGUGCUUGGAGUGUUAUGGGACUUUCAGAAGAAAGGAACGAGUAGUAGAAGAGCGCAUAGAGCAACUCGUCUGGGGAAGAAGUUCAAAGAUUAACGCCUAAGCUUUCAUAGCUCUUCCAGGAUAGACUGUAUUUUAAUGGGAGAAGUGAAUCGAAGCGUACCGCAAGAGGUUUGAUCAACAAGAUACACGAUAUGAGGAUAUCAAGGACGCGUUAAAAUGCUUCAACUAGUAUGGAGAGUGUGGGAUAGUAGUGAGACUAGCCGGUAAAGUCGCCCACAUGCGGGAUCGGGAAGCGGAGCAUCGGGAAGCGCAUGCGGCUCGGGAAUCCUGGCAGGCUGGAAGAUGGCGGAGCGGCGUGGCGCUAGCCGAAGGCGGUGAAAGGCAAACUUGGGGAUUUGUUCUUAGACGUUGGCAGGGCCCGGCUCCCAGGAGCCAUGCAGGCCAAAAAGCGCUACCUGGUUUCUUUGCUGACCGGCGCUUUCCUGCUGCUGCUCUUUUACUUCGCGGGCGUCCCGUCGGGUGGAAAGCGGCGGCAUGAUCGCAGCCGCCACGCUCACCGGCGCUCCGAGCAGCCGUGGCCGCACUUCUCCGACCCUUUACACCUCUUCAGCCCGUGGGAUCAAACCGAUAGUGAGGAGUACAACAUCCACACGUCUCCUAAACUCAAACGGGAUGUGCAUGCCAGUGUGUAUAAGGGCAAGCGCUGUCGCAUGGACUCGUGUUUCGACUUCUCCUUGUGCCAGCGCAACGGCUUCAAGGUGUACGUGUACCCGCAACAGAAAGGCGAAAAGAUUUCAGAAAGCUACCAGAACAUUUUAACUACAAUCGAGGCCUCGCGAUUUUACACGUCCGAUCCGAGUCAGGCGUGCGUCUUCGUCCUGAGUUUGGACACCCUGGAUCGGGACCAGCUCUCCCCGCAUUACGUGCACAACAUGCGGGCUAAAGUGCAGAGCCUGGCGCUGUGGAACGAUGGCAGGAAUCACCUCAUUUUUAACUUGUACUCUGGCACAUGGCCCGACUACACGGAGGAUCUGGGCUUCGAUAUCGGCCAGGCAAUGCUGGCCAAGGCGAGCAUCAGCACUGAGACCUUUCGAUCGCACUUCGAUGUAUCCAUACCUCUCUUUCCCAAGGAGCACCCGAAAACGGGCGGUGAGCGGGGGUACCUUAAGUACAACACAAUUCCUCCUUUUAGGAAGUACAUGCUGGUGUUUAAGGGUAAACGCUAUCUUACCGGGAUCGGCUCGGACACGAGGAACGCUCUGUACCACGUACAUAACGCGGAGGAUGUGGUCCUGCUCACCACAUGUAAACAUGGCAAGGACUGGCAGAAGCACAAGGAUGCCCGCUGUGAUCGGGACAACGCCGAGUAUGACAAAUAUGACUACCGGGAAAUGCUACACAACUCCACCUUCUGUCUAGUGCCUCGAGGACGACGUCUGGGCUCCUUUCGGUUCCUAGAGGCAUUACAGGCGGCCUGUGUGCCUGUCAUGCUAAGUAAUGGAUGGGAGCUUCCCUUCUCCGAAGUUAUCGACUGGAACACCGGCGCUGUGAUCGGAGACGAGCGGCUCCUGCUGCAGAUCCCCUCCACGGUGCGUUCCAUCCAUCAGGAUAAGAUCUUGGCUCUGAGGCAGCAGACACAGUUCCUGUGGGAGGCUUACUUCUCAUCAGUGGAGAAGAUUGUACUUACCACCAUAGAAAUCAUCCAGGACCGGGUCCUGCAGCACACAGCCAGGAGCAGUGUGAUGUGGAAUAGCCAUCCUGGAGGUCUCUUUACCCUGUCCCAGUAUUCUACCUAUCUAGGGGACUUUCCCUUCUACUACGCUGGCCUCGGGAUUAAACCGUACUCAAGGUUCACUGCAGUCAUCCAUGCAGUCACACCACUGGUGUCUCAGUCUCAGCCCAUCCUUAAGCUCCUGAUGGCAGUCUCCAAAUCUCAGUAUUGUGCUCAGAUUAUAGUAUUGUGGAAUUGUGACAAGCCUUUACCUGCCAAGCAUCGAUGGCCUGCCACCUCAGUGCCUGUUAUAGUAAUCGAAGGAGAGAACAAGGUGAUGAGCAGUCGCUUUCUGCCUUAUGAGAGCAUUAUUACUGAUGCUGUGUUGAGUCUGGAUGAAGACACAGUUCUCUCCACUACAGAGGUGGACUUUGCUUUCACAGUAUGGCAGAGUUUUCCUGAGAGGAUUGUGGGCUACCCAGCCCGCAGUCAUUUCUGGGACAGUAACAAAGAGCGCUGGGGCUACACAUCCAAAUGGACCAAUGAUUAUUCCAUGGUUCUGACUGGAGCUGCCAUUUACCACAGAUAUUACCACUACCUAUAUACCCACUUCCUGCCCAGCAGCCUAAAAAACAUGGUGGACCAGCUCGCUAACUGCGAGGACAUCCUGAUGAACUUUUUGGUUUCAGCUGUUACCAAGCUGCCACCCAUCAAGGUCACACAAAAGAAGCAGUAUAAGGAGACUAUGAUGGGACAGUCGUCCCGGGCAUCACGCUGGGCAGAUCCGGACCACUUUGCCCAGCGGCAGACCUGCAUGAACAAGUUUGCCAGCUGGUUUGGCUCCAUGCCCCUGGUCCAUUCACAGAUGAGACUGGACCCUGUUUUGUUUAAAGACCAGGUGUCUAUCCUUCGCAAGAAAUACAGGGAGAUUGAGCGACUCUGACCAGACGAGUACCCCCUGUCGAGCGUGCAGCAGGGGGCAAUAGGAUACUCAGUGGAGAGAAGGAAGACCACAACCCAGAAGACUGCAGUUGUCACUUCAUCCCUUUAUUCCACAUAAUAAAUUGCUGGUGACUUACUUGGCAGGAUGAAGCGCUGGCUGGGGACAUUCAUUCACGCACCCAGUGCACAUUUUUGACCACAAGAGUUUUUUUGUUUGUUUGUUUUAUAAAUAAAUGCUGUAAUUGACUGAUGAUUUUUUCCAGCACAUGAGAGAAUUUAGGAGAAGGCAGGAGGGAUGCAACAAUCUUUCCUCACUCAUAUCCACAUCAAGAUGCAUCAGGAUCUGUAUUACAAGCCUUUAUUAGCUUUCUGUUUAAGCAUGUCAUAUCUGUAUCAUUCUUCAUAUUGCACAAGUAAGCCUUGGUGGAAGGAUCAUUUGAUUUGGUUCAGGAGACGUAUUACAUAUUCAGGACUGUUUUAGGGCAGUAAACAAUGGGGUCAUGGUCACUAAUUUUGAAUGUGUAUUUUUAUAUCAGCAAGUAUUUUUGUUUUGUUUGUUUGUUUGGGGUUUUCCCCUCCUCAUUGACAGUAUAAUGACUUUUCAGCUUAUUGCUUAUUUCAUAUUUUUUUCAGUGCCAAUAUCGCUAAUUGCCUUUUACUACAGUUUAAGAUUUCUAUGCAUUAUAUUUCCUUUACUGGUUCUGAGGUCCAUGUUAAUUCAUUUGGACAAUUUAGAAUGUUUAGAAUUUGCAUCCUAUUAUGAUGAAAGUGGGUCAUUUUAGUUGCCUGUAAAGUGCUACUGAGUUAGGAGAAAAGCACUUGUCACUAAAUGUGACUGGAUUCAUUGUGGCCAAUUUUCAACAAGCUGUUCAUAAAAAUGAGUUCUUUAUCAGGGACAUGUCACCACCUUAUUGUUCACCUUUUUCUUAUUUCCCCCUUUCCUUUUUUUAACUUGUGUGUGGUGCGACUCCUUAUUCACUACUAACCAAUACCCAAAGGUGCAUGUCGCCAGUUUUAAAAAAGGUGUAUAAAACAUGCGUCCUGCAUUGUACCAGUCUCUGCAUGCACAAGUACUUACGAAGUCUAAUGACUUGAAGGAAGCAUUUUAGUGGCCUUUUUAUUCAAAGGUGACUGGAGUUGAAAGUGAGCCAGCUGUGAGCCAAAGUUUCUGUUUUUCCCUGUUCUUUUUAUUAAAGCGCAGUGACCAGAAGCCAUUCGUUCAUCUAUUUAUUAUUACUAAUCACUUUAUCCUGGUCGGGGGGGGGGGUUGCUGCCACCCGGAAACACUUAUGGGUGCAAAGUGGAAUCACACACCACACAGUGCCAACAUCAUUCACUUACUCAAUCACACCUAGGGGAAAAUUUAGAUUAGCCCUUACACCUUCUAAAUGUUUUUGGUUGGUGGGAGGACUCUGGAGUAAAAAGGGGAAACCCACACAGACAGAAAAACCAAAUAAAACUUCCCACAGACAGUAACCAGAAGCAGGGAUCAAAUCCAGAACCAUAAAAACCAUGUUUCUGUGGGAGUUCCACUCUACCAGCUGUGCCACUGUGACACUGACCAUAACAAACUAAACUAUGUUGCAUUUACACUACAUUUUACAGCUGUCCCUAUUUUAGUUUGUUUGACAACCAGGUUCUGUUCAUGCCAAGAUUUUUUUUAAGCAAGCUAUUGAAAUUUACAAUGCGCACAUUUUAUAAAUAUGUUUCAGAAAGCAGUUAAACAGAUGUGGCAUUUUAUGUAACUGAACUAAACAGCAUGAGAGUGUGUAACAAUCGGAGGACUAUUGCAUGGCACUGGCUCUGUUUACAUUUAAAUUUUUUUGAUUACAAGCAUUUAAUCAAAAUCAACUGAUCUUUUCAUUCCGCUGUUUUCUUUAUUCUGCAUAUUUUUAGUACAAUUGGUGAAACUGACAGAUUUCUGUUGCCUUUGUGCUCUGGAAAUUGUGAUGUUUACUUAAACAAAAUUGGCACUGAGGAUUUGUAGGGCUAAAGAUGGAUACUUACAGAUCAUUUUUGUGGCCCCUAGAUUUAUUGAUCUAACAGUUAGUCAGGUGGUGCUUCUGCUUGACUGAAAUAGACUUGAUACACUUUAGUACAACAUUUUGUGGUUUUGAAAAAAAAAAUAGAUUCCACUGGAGGAUCAUAGUUCCCACCAAACACCUAUUUAUUUAUUUUUGCCUAGAAUUUGGACAGAUAUUAUUUAAAAAAAAAAAAAAAAAAAAAGACUUUUAAGCACCUUGCUUGACAGUCUGUUUGGCUAUAGGCAUACAUCAGGCUCAUGCGCAACUGAAUCCCUUCCAUGUGUACUGUAUUUGUGCCUGCAGUCUGUUUUGUCUAUCUUGGUCCGUGAUUUAGAAGAAUCUCUUUCUGUGAAAAAUGCUGUUUUGCUCUGCGGCCAUAAUACGUCGUGGUGCAAAGCAGAAAUUCCUUUGUGGAAGGUUUUACAGUUUUUGCCUAUCCCUAAAUGUUCAAAUGUAAUUUAUUCUUAAUUGCUAUUCAGCUAGCAUGAAUCAUUGUGCCACAACUGAUCAACUAUCAAGUUUAAAGUGUCUUAUUUUCAUUAUUGUUUUAACAAUUCAGUUUGGAUUUCUACCCUUGCACAAUUUUGAUGAGAAGUUGAAUGACAGAUGUUUAAUAAAAGUGCUGUACAUAAUGUACUGUAUUUAUUUUCUUGCAAAUAUGUAAAGUAUUAGAUCUCACUCAACUGAAUAUUUGUACAGCGUCAAAUACCUAUUUUGUAUACAGUUCCCCUUUUUUCAUUUCAACAUUGUAAACGGGCAUGACGGGGCCUGUCACAAUCAUCUUUGUCUGAAAGAUGAUAUUAAAAUAAGGCACAGUAAUUUGAUUGAAGUCAUAGUUGCAUGGCCAACUACAGACAUUUAUAUUACAACAGGCCUGUAGUGUGACAAUCAUGGUUGACUGAUAGAUUGUGAUUGAAUUUAAUAAUUGUGACAGACCUAUUCAAGCCUAACGUUUUCAGCUUGUCCUUACAUGCCCUUGUAUUAUUACAUUAAUAAGUUCAGAUGCAAAAUCAGUCCAAUAUGAUGUGCUUGCUGACCAGUGUUAAUUUGUCUAAAAGGAUUCAUGAUUCAUUGGCACCUUUCAAAGGCAAAGGCUGCUGCCACAGCACAAUCCGUCACCAAAGACUUCUUGUACUCUGUAUACAUAAGGGAAAUUGUUUCAGCAGCUUCUCUAGUUUAACGUUUUAUACUGGGUUAUUUAUCACUCAUGUUUUUGUCAUACACAUUUUGUGUGUUUGUUUUACAUAAUUCUUUCACUAUUAUUCAGCUAAUACAGUCGGCAUAAGUGUUUUUACAUCAGUGGGACAGAAACUUCAUCUGUGCUUAGCAAUAAGAUCUACACAGCAUAUAUACCUAGACAUGAGCAAGUGACCUUUGCUUGCUGUGCCUUUGAUUGAAUUCUGGCUCUGAAUUUCUCACAUCUUUCUAUUAAUUAAGAUAAGAAACGUUACACCUAUAGGUGAAGCCAGUGCCAGAUAGAAGCUUAACAUUCAUAUAAACUGAAAUAACUCAGCAUCCAUCAUACAUUGGUCAUUUCAGCUUCUGUGCCGAGACCCAACUUGCAUGACCAGUUUAGAGAUUUUUUUUUGUUCUCAUAUUAGUUUUGCUCCCUCCUGUUCUCAUCAUCCUUCUUUUCUCUUGUAAUUAACGAAACACUUUUAUAGAAGUAAUAAAGAAAAUAGAAUAAUGCCAAUUUUGUAUAAUUGAUUUAUAAGAAAAUGAAUAAAAGUCAUAUUUGAUAGUAUGAUAAA
Molecule: messenger RNA, 6674 nt
Organism: Trichomycterus rosablanca
Lineage: Eukaryota; Metazoa; Chordata; Actinopteri; Siluriformes; Trichomycteridae
Gene: ext1b
Product: exostosin glycosyltransferase 1b
Exons: 11
Coding region: 681-2900 (739 amino acids)
Cellular component (GO): membrane
Molecular function (GO): glycosyltransferase activity
Source: RefSeq, a predicted model, not a curated record